Messenger RNA from Stegodyphus dumicola, 9222 nucleotides. Its product is annotated as ras-specific guanine nucleotide-releasing factor RalGPS1-like. The record is from RefSeq and is a predicted model, not a curated record. Lineage: Eukaryota; Metazoa; Arthropoda; Arachnida; Araneae; Eresidae. Gene Ontology annotation, molecular function: guanyl-nucleotide exchange factor activity. Gene Ontology annotation, biological process: Ras protein signal transduction. Gene Ontology annotation, cellular component: plasma membrane.
GCCGGUAACCUUGGAAGCAGCAGACCCGUGCGUUCCGCUUCGGAUCUUUACUCCGUGUAUUAUCUCUUGAAACACCCACUUCGUUAUGUUGUUUUUGGUCUUGUACCUAAACAUGAGAUGUUCAGACGAAGUUCUGUGUCUCCUUGUUUGAGGAUUUUAAGUUUUGUAUUGAUAGUGACUUUCAUAUGUAACAAGACAUCAUACACAGUUUAAUUAUUUAAGUCUAUUUUAAUCACGGAAGUUGUUAUCAGCCUCUUCCAACAUGCAUUUUAUGUUGUCAUCUGCCUAGUCUUGGAAAAUUCGUUCUGGAAAAAUAUAUAUCAGACGUGUUUAUCGAUUAUUAUAUAUAUGUGUACAGUUUUAUCCUAAAAUCUGUUCUUGAAUUCUUUAUUAAAAGAACGACUCUGCAUACACUUUAUUAGAAAACUUGUGUUCUUUUUCCUUGUGUCUGAAAUAAUAUUUAACUGAGCGCUGUAUAAUGAAGAAGAAUUUAAAACAUAUCAUUUAUAUGUAUAUUGUAUGCUACACAACUCGAAAAAAUUUGCAAAAUGAAGUAUUGUGAAAUGGGUACUGAAAUUGUUCCAGCCAGCAUGAAUUCAUUUUGCAAGAAUGAGGGCUUAAAUUGCAUUUCAAAUUCACAUGAUGCUUUAGAUACUCGAUGGAAUGGUGAAUCAGUUCAUCAGAAAAGCUAUGAUGCUGUUGUCUUUUCAGUUCUUAGAGUUUCACCUGAAGAUUUUGCUAGCCAACUAACUUUGAUGGAUAUACAAGUUUUUAAAGAAAUUCAGCCAGAGGAAUUAUCUAGUUGCUGUUGGAAUAAAAAAGAAAAAAUGACAUAUGCCCCAAAUGUUGUAGCUUUUACUCAAAGAUUCAAUCAUGUUAGUUUUUGGACUGUGAAAGAAAUCCUUACUGGCCAAACUCCCAAAGCAAGAGCUGACAUCAUAGCACAUUUUAUCAAAAUAGCUAAAAAAUUACAUGAAUUAAACAAUUUACAUUCAGAAUCUGCAAUUAUUUCAGCUCUGCGAAGUGCACCUAUUUUUAGGUUAGCAAAGACUUGGGCACAACUUACAAAGAAGGAAAAAAGCACAUUUGAUAAGUUGGCUGAUGUCUUCUCAGAUAACAACAACUUUGAAAAAUUAAGGGAUCAUAUGACAAAUUUGAAGCUUCCCUGUAUUCCAUAUUUAGGUUUAUUCCUUAUGGACUUGGUUUUCAUUGAUAUAGCACAUCCUCCCACCCAAGGUCUGGAUAAUCAUCAGCGGCAGAUGAAGAUGAAUAAUAUUUUGCGAAUUAUAGCCGAUUAUCAGCAAUCUAAUUACGACCAUCUUCCUGUUCUACCUCACAUUCAGAACUAUUUAAAAUCCGUGAGAUAUAUUGAUGAACUUCAAAAAUUUGUUGAAGAUGAUAAUUUUAAAAUAUCUUUAGAGCUUGAACCUAUAGAAACAUCUCCAAAUUUAAGAGAACCUAGUUCUCAGCGUGCAUUAGCUGCAGAAGAUCUGAAAACUAACAGGAAUUCAUUAGGUGUUCCAAGUUUGGAAGCUCGUUCCUCAAGAUCUAUGCCUGGUCAUGGUUCUAGAUUUGUUCCCACUCACAGAAAAGCAUGGAGUUUAGGAACCAAUGUGAUGUCAUCUCUUUCUGUGGAUACAUUGAGUUCCUGUUCCACAUUUUCUUCAGAGAGGCAUCUUCUUGAUGAUAGUAUUUUGGAACAUACACCUAUAAUUACACGGAAACGGUCUUUGGGAAGCAUAGAAGAUAUCCAUGAUCAUUUUGAUACAUGGAUGGAGCAUCUCCCUCUAAAUUGCAGUGAAUCUCAAGAAAUAAAUUUACGUCAUAUCGAUGCUGUUGCAACUUAUCAAGGUUAUGUUCGUAGGAAAACUGUCUUAAAGGAAGGCAAAAAACCAGCUAUGUCACCAUGGAUGAGAUAUUGGUUAGUGUUGAAAGGUUCAACAUUAAUUUACUUUCCUCCUAAAACACUAAGAGGAACAGAAAAAUCUGAUUUUAAAAGCUCUCCAUCAAAAUCCAUUGACAUAACUGGAUGUAUAGUUGUGUAUUCAGAUUCCAGUAAUCAGCCUGAUGCAUUCCAACUUACCGAUCCCCAGAAAGGAAAUGUGUAUAAAUUUCGAACUGGAUCAGCAGCAAAGACCGUCCAGUGGUAUAAUUGUUUAAGAAAAGCAACAAAUCAGUAUGAUGAGACUAUGCACUUAGAAAAUUUGAUGACUUUUGAAUAACAGCUGCAAGUCAACAAGAGUUUUCUGAAGCUUUGGUCAAUUGCAUCUGACUUGGAAAGAUGCUAAGUGCCUCUAGACAUGUGCCAUAGACUAUUUUUUUCAUCAUUGCUGUAUUAUGUAGCUUUAAGAAGACCUUCCUCAGCUGGUCAUGGUAUACCAGCUGUUGCUCACGUCAGAUUUGUAUAUACUGGCAGCUUCAUAAGCCAUAAAUUUAAUAUGAAAUUAGUAGCUUUUCUUGUCAGUGUUAUUUUUAGUCCCCUUUUAUUUAAAGACUGAUGUAAAUAUAUAUUUAGCUUUACUUCUGACUGAAAAUUGCAUGGCACUAUCAUUUUUCAGCCUUUGUUUUAAAAUGCUUCAGAGUCAAGAAAUUUAAAUCUCUUUCUGGAAGUUCCUAACUGUGAUAUGAAAUAGCUUGGAAACUUGGAAACUCCUUUUUUAAACUUGAGUCAUCCUCUUUUUUUAUUUAUGAAUUUGAAAUAUAUAUAUAUAUAUGUUGCAUAAACUUUUGUUUAAUGCUGAAAGAGGUGAUUUCUAAAUGAUAAUGAUAAUGGUUUUAAAAUAAGCUGAACAGAUAUUAGUUUUAAUUGUAACUCAAAUCAUUGACCUAAAAUCAGAAUGAAGGACAAAGUCUUUGAUUCUGAUAAUAUUAAAACUUCUAAUAAUCAACUGCAAGUAAAUCAGGUGCUAAGUUUUUGUAUCUAAAAAGAAAAAAAUUGUCUUUAUUUAAAAAAUCUUUCUGUGUGCUUCAUUUGCUGAUUCUUGUUUGUGUUUAGUUGUAUUUCAUCUGUACUUUUUGAGGGCAUCAUAGUUUUAAUAAAGCUUAUAUAUAGCUGAAUAUUAUUCUCAGUUGUAAUUUUGAUGCAUAUUAUGAACUGUGUAUUUCCCCCCCCUUUAUAUAUAUAGAUAUAUAUAUAUAUAUAUAUAUAUAUAUAAAAUUCUUUAAUAUAAAUCAAUUAAUAUCUGCAGACUUAAAUUUUUUGAGAAUAAAGCUUCAGUAUUUUCUCUUGUAAUUUUUUAUAGAUAAGGAGCUUAGUAGUUAAGCAAAUAUGUGAUACAUACUACUGUGUAAUUUCCUUUGCUCAAAUAUUCAUGCUCAGUUUUUACUCAUUAUGUUUCCUUCAGCAAUUAUUGAAUUGCAAAUUUGAAUCAUAUCUAAUUCUGCACUAAUUCUGUAGAUAAAAAUAUUUCUAUAAAGUUUUCUCAUUUUGCCAAAUAUGUCUGAAACUUCAUUCAGAUCUAUUCGUAAAGGUUUUUAAAAUAAUUAGAGGGAAAAAAAACUGUUUUAUUGAAACUCUAAUUGGAAUUUAGUUUUCCUGUGCUUUAUUUUAAUGUCAAAUUACCUUGCACUUUAAUUAGAGAAAUAUUAAAAUGUAUAUUUCUUUAUCAUGCACAUAAAAUAUUUAUUUUUUAUUUUAGGUGUGCUUUAAUUAACUUAUUUUUAUUAUUUCAUUCAGCAUUUAAAAGUAUGUGCAAGGUUUUUAUUAAUUGCACAGUUAUUGAUAUUGCAAGAUUAGUUAGAAAGAAUAAGUUUUCUCAUACAAAAAAUUUUAUUAAAUUAUUUUUGCAAUCCUAAAAAGACUUAUGAAACAUAUCUGGUUUAUAUGCAUUUAAAAAUAAAUGCAGCAAAAUUAUAAAGGAUUAAAUAACUGAAAUAUUGAAAUAGAGCAUAAUUAUGUUUGGAUUCCUGACUCGGUUGUAGUAUUAAGUAAGUUUAAUUUCAGAUGUGUUUGUUGAAAAAUAUUUUUGAGUAAUAAAAGUUAUAUGUUCCCCCCCCCCCAGUGAUUGUGGUAGAAACAUAUUAAAUCAAAUGUUAAAACAAAUGUAUAAAAUAUAAAAUUAAGUUUAUCCAUAACAUGCUGUUAUGGACUUCUUUGAAUACUUUAUAAAAUAAAUAUGUAAUAUUUUAUCAUGUCUUUUUUACUAUUGGAUGAAGUGUGAGGGCAGGUAAUUUCAUUGUAAAUGGUAUUUGUACCCUUGAUGAUCUUCAAUUAAUUUCAUGUAUAUAAGUUUCCUCAUAAUUUAUUUAAUAAUAGCUUGCAUUUCAUGUUUGCUCUAUGUUGGAGUUGCUGCUUAAUGAAAUGUAACUGUGGUCUUCUCGCAUACAUGUUUUUAAAUAACCAAGUUGUCAACUUUUAAAGAACACUAUCUAUGAUAAAUUGAAAAUAAAAUUGUUACAAUUAAAAGCCUAAAGUAAGAUUUAGGGUCAUAUCAUUAGUGAUAAUUUCCAAUACAGCCUUCAUAAUAUUUUUCUUUUUUAUUGCUUUGUUUUAUCAAUAGAAUUCUGGAAUUAAUUCAUAAAUUUCUAUCACUUUUAUUUAAUUUGUUUUACACUGAUAUAUAGCUGAGGAAUCAGUAACCAAAACAAAAAAAUGUGAAUAUGCAAUUUCUUCAGUUUUUUAUUUAAAAUGUCCAGGGUUGGGUUAUUAAUUCUCAUUGCUGAUGUUCUAACUUUGAAUUUGGAAAAAUAUAAAUGAUUCUUAUUCAGAAGUUUUUAUGUUUCCAAACAUGAAAUUUUUAACAUGAAACUUUUAAAACAUGAAAUUUUUAACUAAAAAAUUUGAUUAAACAUGCAGAAUUUUUCUUGUGUUUUUUCCCCCUUUUUCCUUCCAUUGAUCAUUUUUUAAUGCUCUUUUGCUGUUUAUGUAAAUUUUGCUUUUAACCAAAGACAGUGUGUUACAAGAUGUGUCAUCUAAAUGUUGCUCAAAUAGUAAUAGUAUAUUUUUAAUGAAACUUUGUUAAUUGACAGUGAAAAAUUGAGUUAAAAGUGAUUUCAUUUUGAUUGACACUUAAACUUGAUUUGGAUGAUAAAAGGAAAUAUAUUAUUUGUUAUAUUGUAAUGAAAAACAUUCACUUAUUGUUAUAUUGUAAUAACAGUAUAACAAGUAAUUGAAGUUUUUUAAAUUUAAAAUGUAAUAUUUGCAUGUCAACAAUUAAUAUAAAUUAAAAUUUUGUAUUUACAAUACUAAAAUGCUUGAUAUCCAAAAUGUAUAUUUAAUAGUAAUAUUAUACCUGUCUGUAUUUUUUAAAGAAUACAUCUUUAACAUUAUGCUUUUAAAUGCUGUCAUAUCAAAGUAGUGAUUGAAAUUUUUAACUUUAUUAUUGUAGUUAAACAAAAAGCAUCUUUUUGUUUUUAAGAGGGGAAGCUGUAUUAUUCAGCUACUUAAGUGUUUUAAAUCAUUUUUCUGUGUUUAAGGCUAGAUAAGUGCAUAAUGUAUUGGCAUAUACUCUUCAACGUAAAUUAUUUUCCUUACUAAGAGUGCCUUUCUUGUAGUUUUUAAGUUACAGAACUUAAAACUGCAAGGAAAGAUACCUAUAAACACUGUUGUGUUAAUUUUUUUUUAAUAUACUCUUAGUAUUUUUUGUUUCUAUAUUUAAUUUUAUUCAUUUGUAUUUAAAGUACUUUUACAACUGAUUAGAUAUUUUGUGGGUUUUUUAAUCCAAGUAAGCCUCACUUGUAUUUUACAUGUUUUUAUUAAAACUGUUGUACAUAAUUGUUUUAUCACCAAAGAUUUCAUUUGACAUAAUUGUGUCAUAAGGAGGGUCUACUCAGCAUGCAAGAAAUUACAUGUAAAUUUAUUUUAAAGUGUAUUCCUUGUGUGUAUGUGGUUAUAAUACUGUUCAUGGGAUUUAUAUUCCAGAUACAUUUAAUUUAACAUAAUUUUUUAACUAUUUUAUGAAACAAAUUUCAAGGGGAGAAUAUGAACAUCAAAUAUUUUUACAAAGACAGUCAACCUCAUUACAGGGACUUGGUAAAAUGACCUUAUGAGGAAAAGACAUAGUAUGUAGUUAAUAUAAUUGCAGAAUUGUUCAAUAAUAUAUAGACUUUAUUUGAAAAUAAAUAUUGACAUGCAAUUUAAUUUGCCACUGUAGUUUUAGUUAUGUUUUCUGAAGUUUAUUUGGAGAAAUUAAUAUAAUAUGGUUGUUUUUCUUCAAGUUUUAGGAAUUUAUGAUCUUUUUCUAAAUUAGUAAGUUUUUUUAAUGUUCUUUAGUAGCUCAGAUGCUGUCAUUAAAAAAUCUUUUAACAAUGCAUAAAUUACUUAGUAUAUCAAUUUUAGAUACUAUUGCAUUUUCAUUGAGAUUAUAAUCUUCAGCCCUCAAUAUUAGAAAAUUCAUCAGCGUUUAUUGCCUAUAGAUCUGUUAAUGAAUUAGUGCCAUUAAAGUUACAUAACUAAUAUUGUUUGUUAUCUAUUCCAGUUUAUUCUAAUUCAUUAAGAAUACCAUGGCUUUGCCUUUGUUCAGACAGAGGUUGGGUCUGUUCAAAAAGAAAAAUAUACUGGAUAGUCUCUGUCCUCUGAAGAAUCAUUGAAUUAAAACUAAAACCCGUAGUCACGUAUUACGUGUAUCAUGAGCACUGAAAGCCAAUCCUGAAUUUCAGAUCUCUCAGAUUUUGAGAUUAGUUUUUUAACACUCUUCUGUCAUUGAUAGCAUUCUGUGAAUGAAUGGAAUAAAAUAAAAGGUCAAACUUGGACUUGCAAGGGAUUAGUACAGAAGGAAAUAUAUGAAGCUUAGAAAAGAGCAGUUAGCAGUAGAAAAACAAUAGUUCCACUGGAAGGAAAAUUUCCUAGAAAUUACUGAAACUCAAAUUAAUUAGCAAUUACCUUAGAAUUAAUUAACACAGAUACUAUGAAUGUAACAAUAACUACAGUGAUAUAUAUAUUUAGCCAGAACUUUAAAAAUGUGAGCCUGUCCUUAAUAUAUGGGUAAAAUUAUAACAUUCCAUAAUUAAUUGUGCUAGUAAUUUGAAUUUGUGGCAUAAAAACAUGACACCUAGAGUAUUUUCAGAAAACAUCUUUUGGAAAACAGUUUUUUUUUUUUUUUUUUUUUAACUUAUCUCACUUGUUUGACAAUAAUAUAUGAUCAAAUCUGUAAGAAGUGCAGAACUGUAUCUGGCAUUGGCAUUGGCAUGGGCCUUGGGUACCUUAAAGCUGACAGUAUGAUUCUGUCCAUUUCCAUCUGACUGAAGAAUUCCCCAGAGGGCAGGUCUAAGGGUCUUCUAUCCCUUGUCCUCUCACCAAACCUCUCAAAAGGACUUUACAUGUAUUUUAAAAUGUUGCCAUGCCAUAAAAACACUGACAGAAUUUGUUAUUGUGUUUACAACAUCAGUGACAUGUUAGCAACAUCAGUGAAAAAAGAAGAGGGGAACCGAUUUUAUAUUAAUGCAGAGUAUUAAUAUGAUGAAAUCGCCUUUUUCUCCCUUCCCCUCAUGGAACAUAAGUUCAUUCAUUAUUCAUACGUUUUCCCUAAAUGAUCAAAAUUGUCAUAUUUUGAAAUCCUAUUUUGAUUCAUUUCAUAACUGGAACUACUGUUUACAACCAAUAAUUCAAAAGAUGUUAGUCAAUCAUUUUUUCCAUUCCCUGUGUUAGUGAUAUUACAGACAGGCAAAGUGAAACAUAAUUUCUGAGGCUGUUGAGAAGAUUUUCAGACCAGUCUGACCUCCCCUUCCAUUUAAAAAAGGGAUCAAAAUAUAUAAAGGACACACAUUUAUUUUAAUAUAAAGUAUUUUUAAUUUGCUGAACGAAACUUUAUGCAUAUUUGAAUUUAUAGACUUAAUCUUCAUAUAUGUAUUUUUCUAGUUUUAAUCAUAAAAAUGCAUGUUUUUAAAGUCUAUGCUCAAAAAGCUAUUUAAAUUUUAUUGAUUUGAUUUGUUUUCCUUGAUAAUAAAUAGAUAAUAAGUAUGUCAGAACAUUUGAUAUGAGAGUAACUUUACAAAUUUUAUUUUGUUACAUUAUUACUGUCUUACAGAAAAUCUAUGUGUCCAUCCAUAUGUAAAUGUACCUGUACAUAUAUGUAAGUACUCAUAAACAGCAUUUUAUUAAGUAAGUUUAAAUGUACCAUAUCAGAGACAUUAUUGAUCAAGCUUUCUAAUUUAUUUGAUAUUUUUCUGGUUUCUGUAUUGAGUGUUAAUAUAUUUAUCCCCACCCCGAUAUAGAUAGAUAAACGUAUAUCAAUUAUCCCCCCUACCCGAUAUAUAUAUAUAGAGAGAGAGAGAUUAAAAUUUUUUCUUAUUGGGAAUUACAGAUAAUUUAUUUUCUUGUGCAUAAUAAAAAUGAAAUAAGCACAGCUGAAUUUUAAAGAAUUUGAAGAUUCUUAUUGUUAUUUCUUAGCAUAAUUUAUAUAUUAUUAAACUGCAAUAUCUGGAACUGUAGUUGCUCACUAAAAGAUAAAAAUUAAAUUGCCAAAUAAUAUCCUCUGUAUGUUUUUCCCUUUUUGGGUAUUAAAAUAAAUAUAUGAGCAAAAUUCUGAACUGUUUGUAUGGAUGGCUUAUUUUCUUUUUUUUUAACAUAUUUAUAGAUUCAACUAUAUAUAAAUAUUUUUCAUUAUGGAAUAUAUGCGAUAUUGAAGCUUAUUCUUUAUUAGUGGUUAUGAACUUCUGUAAAUUCUUAACUUCUGUAUUUUAUUAUUCAAUUUGGCUACUUUUAGAGUAAGUUGUUGCUAAUCAUUAGACUGAAAUAUGAUAGCAUCUGUGCUUAAAAUUUUUAAUAUUUAGUUUGACAUUCAUUAACAAUCAAAUCAUGUAUUAAGAUAGCUAUAUUAAAUUGCAUUACAGUGUAGAUUUAAUAUUUCUGUAUAUGGUUUAAAAUAUUAAUUUAGCAUCAUUGUAAUCAAAUUGUCAUUUCAUAAAUGUUUUCAUUUGUUAUGUGGCUUGUUUGAAUGUUUGAUAUGUUUUUUAUAUCAGCAGAUUUAACUUGUACAACAUAACCUCACUGUGAAUAAUAAUAAUAAAAGUAUGUCUAAACCAUGAAAUGUCAAUUUAUACAAAGCUGAGUAUUUUGUCCUUCAUUUUUUAUGUGCAUUGUGUAUAGUGUGUAUUUCAUUGUACUAUUUUAAUUGGAUAGUCAUUAUGUAUACAAACCACAUAUCUUAAUUGCUUUAUUUCUGACUGUGAUUCAGCUCUAAAACAACAUUGCCUUAAUAUUUUUAAUUUAGAAGUGCCUUUUGUUGCAUAUUAGAUUUGCUGCUGUAACUAAAUGUGAGAAAAAUAAAACUUACCAAAAAUGAA